UGUUACAGUCGCUCACAUGCAGCAACCAGCCUUCUGACAUUCUCGGCCCGAAAUAAAGAGCAACGGUGUCCACACGAUCCCUCUCUGCACGCCAGUAGGGGAGACUUUUGCCAGCAUUAACGUAAGGUAGUUUGUGAUCGCUCAUGAUGAGGAUAGCUGUGAUUGGUCAGAGUGUUUUUGGCCUGGAGGUGUACAAGGAGUUGAGGAAGGAGGGCCACACCAUCGUUGGAGUGUUCACUAUACCUGACAAGGAUGGCAAAGCCGACCCUCUAGGCGCGGAGGCUGAGAAGGAUGGCGUGAACGUCUUCAAGUUCCCACGCUGGCGCCUGAAGGGGAAAGGCAUCCCGGAGGUGGUGCAGGUCUACAAGGCCACGGGGGCCGAGCUCAACGUCAUGCCCUUCUGCUCCCAAUUCAUCCCCAUGGAGGUCAUCGACCACCCGGCCCACGGUUCCAUCAUCUACCACCCCUCCCUGCUGCCCCGACACAGGGGGGCCUCCGCCAUCAACUGGACCUUGAUCCACGGGGACAAGAAAGGUGGGUUCACAGUGUUCUGGGCGGAUGACGGACUGGACACUGGACCAAUCCUGCUGCAGAGGGAGUGUGAUGUGGAGCCUGAGGACACUGUCAACACCAUCUACAAGAGGUUCCUCUUCCCUGAGGGAGUGAAAGGCACAGUGGAUGCAGUGAGGCUGAUCGCAGCAGGGAAUGCCCCAAAGAUCGUCCAGCCAGAGGAGGGAGCCACCUAUGAGGGGAUUCAGAAGAAAGACAAUGCCAAGAUUGACUGGAACCAGUCUGCACAGGCCCUACACAACUGGAUCAGAGGAAAUGACAAAGUGCCUGGAGCCUGGGCAGAGGUUGAUGGACAGAAGGUGACGUUCUACGGUUCUUCUCUGCUAGACAGUGGUGCCACUGCUAUUGGGCAGCCCCUGGAGAUCCCUGGUGCCAGUCAACCUGGUCUGGUCGCUAAGGCGGGCCUGAUGCUGUUUGGCAACGACGGCAAAACGUUGCUAGUGAAGAACCUGCAGUUUGAGGAUGGGAAGAUGAUCGCAGCGGCAAGGUACUUCAGCUCCGGGAGCUGCGCUUCUGUGGAGCUCACUGAGGAGGAGAAGGCCUUCGCUGAGCAAAUGAGGGGUGUGUGGAAGAGCAUCCUGACUAACGUGGAUGCCAUCGAGGACUCCACUGACUUCUUCAAGUCUGGGGCUGCUUCUAUGGACGUGGUCAGGCUGGUGGAGGAGGUGAAGCUGAGGGCCAGUGGGUGUCAGCUGCAGAAUGAGGAUGUGUACAUGAACACCACCUUCCAGGACUUCAUCCAGAUGUGUGUGAGGAAGCUCCGAGGGGAGGACGACGAGGAGGAGCUGGUCGUUGACUACGUGGAGAAGAACAUCAACAACAUGACCAUCCGGAUGCCCCACCAGCUCUUCAUCAACGGGGAGUUUGUGGACGCAGAGGGAGGGAAGACCUACAAGACCAUCAACCCCACAGAUGGAACAGCUAUUUGUGAUGUGUCUUUAGCUCAAUCCAGUGACGUGGACCGAGCUGUAGCGGCCGCCAAGGAGGCGUUCGAGGAGGGAGAGUGGGGAAAGAUAAAUCCCAGAGACAGAGGCAGACUCCUAUAUAAGCUAGCUGACCUGAUGGAGGAGCACCAAGAGGAGUUAGCCACUAUAGAGUCCAUGGACUCUGGGGCCGUAUACACACUGGCCUUGAAGACCCAUGUGGGCAUGUCCAUCCAGACCUUCCGCUACUUCGCUGGCUGGUGUGACAAGAUCCAGGGCUGCACCAUCCCCAUCAACCAGGCCCGACCCAAUCGCAACCUUACCUUCACCAAGAAAGAACCAAUCGGAGUGUGUGCUAUCGUAAUUCCCUGGAACUACCCUCUCAUGAUGUUGGCCUGGAAAACAGCUGCCUGUCUGGCUGCUGGUAACACUGUGGUCCUCAAACCUGCCCAAGUGACUCCACUGACAGCAGUGAAGUUUGCUGAAUUGGCUGCGAGGGCAGGAUUCCCCAAGGGAGUGAUCAACAUCCUCCCUGGAUCAGGUGCUCUGGUGGGCCAGCGUCUGUCCGACCACCCGGACGUCCGGAAGCUUGGCUUUACUGGCUCCACUGAGAUAGGGAAACACAUCAUGAAGAGCUGUGCAGUCAGUAAUGUGAAGAAGGUGUCCCUAGAACUGGGGGGUAAAUCUCCACUCAUCAUCUUUAGUGACUGUGACAUGGACAAGGCCGUUCGCAUGGGAAUGAGCGCUGUAUUCUUCAACAAGGGAGAGAACUGCAUUGCAGCAGGCAGACUCUUUGUGGAAGAGAACAUCCAUGACCAGUAUGUCAAGAGAGUGGUGGAGGAGGUUAAGAAGAUGAAGAUCGGAGAUCCUCUGGACCGCUCCACAGACCACGGACCCCAGAACCACAAGGCCCACAUGGACAAGCUGGUGGAGUACUGCCAGACAGGCGUGAGGGAAGGCGCCACUCUGGUGUAUGGGGGAAAACAGGUCUCCCGCCCAGGAUUCUUCUUUGAGCCCACCAUCUUCACCGAUGUCCAGGACCACAUGUUCAUUGCUAUAGAGGAGUCGUUUGGCCCCGUCAUGAUCCUCUCCAAGUUCAAGAGCGGGGAUGUGGACGAGGUUCUGCGGAGGGCCAAUGCCACUGAGUAUGGCCUGGCAUCAGGAGUGUUCACCCGUGACAUCAGCAAGGCGCUGUAUGUCAGCGAGAAGCUCAACGCCGGCACCGUCUUUGUCAACACCUACAACAAGACGGACGUGGCUGCUCCCUUCGGCGGCUUCAAGCAGUCCGGCUUUGGCAAAGACCUGGGACAAGAGGCUCUUAACGAAUACCUGAAGACCAAGGCUGUCACUGUAGAGUACUAAAUAUACAGCUCUGU
Salvelinus namaycush (lake trout) is the source of this 2869-nucleotide messenger RNA. RefSeq names its product cytosolic 10-formyltetrahydrofolate dehydrogenase-like. The transcript has 23 exons. Gene Ontology annotation, cellular component: cytoplasm. The record is from RefSeq and is a predicted model, not a curated record. The coding region runs from base 144 to 2855 and encodes 903 amino acids. NCBI's taxonomy places the organism in Eukaryota, Metazoa, Chordata, Actinopteri, Salmoniformes, Salmonidae. Gene Ontology annotation, biological process: 10-formyltetrahydrofolate catabolic process; one-carbon metabolic process; biosynthetic process. Gene Ontology annotation, molecular function: aldehyde dehydrogenase (NAD+) activity; formyltetrahydrofolate dehydrogenase activity.